Messenger RNA from Acaulospora morrowiae, 915 nucleotides. NCBI's taxonomy places the organism in Eukaryota, Fungi, Glomeromycota, Glomeromycetes, Diversisporales, Acaulosporaceae. The record is from the annotation of a GenBank genome assembly.
AUGGAUCUUAUAAAUAAUCUUUCUGAUCGUCUUCUUUUUGCCAUACCCAAGAAAGGCCGUCUUCACGAGCAAUGUAUUACUCUACUUCGGGGAGCCGAUAUUAAUUUUCAUCGCCACAAUCGACUUGAUAUUGCUCUAGUCCAGAAUCUUCCUAUUGCUAUUAUAUUCCUUCCGGCCGCGGAUAUAGCAAAAUACGUCGGUGAAGGAAAUGUUGAUUUGGGCAUCACUGGUCAGGAUAUGGUUUCCGAAUCACAGGUUGAAGACAAGAUCGAUAAAAUUUUAGAGUUAGGUUUCGGUAAGUGCAAGCUACAAGUUCAAGCACCAGAUAAAGGCGGUCCCACAAAAGUUGAAGAAUUGGUGGGGAAAAGGAUUGUUACAAGUUUCGAAGUUUUGGCCGGAAGAUACUUUGAAGAACUGGAUAAGAAAUAUUUAAGCGAAGAUGAAAGGAAUGCUGGAAUUAAGACAAAGAUUCAGUAUGUAAGUGGAAGCGUCGAAGCAGCAUGCGCUCUUGGUUUGGCCGACGGAAUUGUUGAUUUAGUGGAAUCUGGGGAAACGAUGAGGGCGGCUGGUUUACAUCCUCUUAUCACAAUUCUCCAUACACAGGCAAUUCUAAUUCGCAACAAACAUUCUUCAAAUCCUUCGCUCAUCUCAAAAAUCACUGCUCGCAUUAAAGGUGUAAUAGCCGCACAGAAAUAUGUGUUACUUAAUUAUAAUAUUUCACGUGCUAAUAUCAAGGAGGCUACGAAAAUUACUCCUGGUAGACAAGCGCCUACCAUCAGUCCAUUAGAGAAUGGAGAAUGGGUAGAAAUACAGAGUAUGGUUGUAAAAGAGGAGGUCGCCAGUAUCAUGGAUAGAUUAGAAGAAAUCGGUGCAAAAGAUAUUUUGGUUUUUAAAAUUGAUAAUUGCAGGGUUUAA